This is a messenger RNA of Coregonus clupeaformis (lake whitefish), 3190 nucleotides long. RefSeq names its product stromal cell-derived factor 2. The coding region runs from base 180 to 854 and encodes 224 amino acids. NCBI's taxonomy places the organism in Eukaryota, Metazoa, Chordata, Actinopteri, Salmoniformes, Salmonidae. The transcript is spliced from 3 exons. The record is from RefSeq and is a predicted model, not a curated record.
AUUUCUAAGUUAUAACAAACCCGCAAAAGUCCCAUCACUUCUUAGUAAAGUAUUGAAUCUGCAAUGACGAAUCUGCGCCAGCAGGGGGAGCUGUCAUAUCUCCUUCACCACUGUACCAUUUUGAUGACGUAGCAUAAACUAAUGUAAAUCGCGGAGUUGAGUGGCAGCUGCGAGCGGUAAUGGAUAACUGUACUGGUCAUUCACAGUUUUUAUUGAGCUCUUUCUUAUUAACAUGUUUAUUUGGGCUAUCGCUCGGGACAGACCUGAGCUUUGUGACUUGCGGCUCGGUCGUGAAGCUGUUAAAUGUAAAGCACAAUGUCAGACUGCACUCUCACGACGUGCGCUAUGGCUCAGGCAGCGGGCAGCAGUCAGUGACAGGGGUGACCACUGUGGAGGACAGUAACAGCUACUGGAGUGUACGGGGAACCAGUGGGGGCCUGUGUCACCGGGGGACUCCCAUUAACUGUGGUCAGACCAUCCGCCUCACACAUGUCAACACCGGACGCAACCUGCACAGCCAUUACUUUGUCUCCCCGCUUUCCUCCAACCAGGAGGUGAGUGCGUUUGGUGAGGAGGGAGAGGGAGACCACCUGGAUGAGUGGACGGUGCAGUGCGGAGGGGCGGUGUGGGAGCGCGAGGAGGCCGUCCGCUUCCAGCACGCCUCCACCGAUGCAUUGCUAUCGAUUACGGGGGAGCAGUAUGGCCGGCCCAUCCAUGGGCAGAGGGAAGUGCACGCCAUGACAGGCCCCAGCCAGCACAGCCUGUGGAGGGCCAUGGAGGGGGUUUAUAUGAAGCCCAGUGAAAGCCCACUAGGGAACAGGGACUACAGCCAUCCUCUACACACAGAGUUCUGAUUCAAUCUGACUACAGCCAUCCUCUACACACAGACUGACUACAGCCAUCCUCUACACAGACUGACUACAGCCAUCCUCUACACAUAGACUGACUACAGCCAUCCUCUAUACAGACCGACUACAGCCAUCCUCUACACAGACUGACUACAGCCAUCCUCUACACAGACUGACUACAGCCAUCCGCUACACAGACUGACUACAGCCAUCAUCUACACAUAGACUGACUACAGCCAUCCUCUACACAGACUGACUACAGCCAUCCUCUACACAUAGACUGACUACAGCCAUCCUCUACACACAGGCUGACUACAGCCAUCCUCUACACAGACUGACUACAGCCAUCCUCUACACAGACUGACUACAGCCAUCCUCUACACAGACUGACUACAGCCAUCCUCUACACACAGGCGGACUACAGCCAUCCUCUACACAGACUGACUACAGCCAUCCUCUACACACAGGCGGACUACAGCCAUCCUCUACACACAGGCAGACUACAGCCAUCCUCUACACAGACUGACUACAGCCAUCCUCUACACAGACUGACUACAGCCAUCCUCUACACACAGGCAGACUACAGCCAUCCUCUACACAGACUGACUACAGCCAUCCUCUACACAGACUGACUACAGCCAUCCUCUACACACAGGCUGACUACAGCCAUCCUCUACGCAGACUGACUACAGCUAUCCUCUACACAGACUGACUACAGCCAUCCUCUACACAGACUGACUACAGCCAUCCUCUACACAGACUGACUACAGCCAUCCUCUACACAGACUGACUACAGCCAUCCUCUACACACAGAGUUCUGAUUCUCAACUAACCUGACCUGGCCCAGGUAACGCUUAGCUAACUAUAACUACGCUCUAUACCAUUUUCUUCUCUCUCGCUCUCUCUCUUCCCACCCAGAGUUCUGGUCUACACUACUCUGGCCUCUGCCCCCCUGUAUCUGCCUACCUGUCUCUUACUCUGCUCCCUCUGCUUUGAGGACACAGUCAUGCACAGUGGAUCUAAUCUGGGGAUCGCCAGGACAACUACAGAACUCUCUGACCAAUCAAAACCAUUCUCUGUCACCUGACCUCAUCAACAGAGACUAUUUGAUACACUAAACAAAUGCUGCUACAAGAUGUAGUAAAUAUCAUUUUCUAUCUCCCCUCCACACACCUCUUCCCAACAUGGUACUCUCCCCUCCACACACCUCGUCCCAACAUGGUACUCUCCCCUCCACACACCUCUUCCCAACAUGGUACUCUCCCCUCCACACACCUCUUCCCAACAUGGUACUCUCCCCUCCACACACCUCUUCCCAACAUGGUACUCUCCCCUCCACACACCUCUUCCCAACAUGGUACUUCAACAUAGACAUCUAAAUGUAUCUGAGACACCAGAUCAAAAACAGCUAGUGAUUUUAUUGUUCUGUAUGUCAGAGGUGCUACAUGGCCAUUCUUCUACUGUCUCUAAGACGAUGUGCCGGUCCAUGUCUGACUGGAAAAGAAUAGAUUUGGGUAAAUAUUACUUUAUUGCUCCCCAGUUAUACAUUUCGUAUCAUAUGAUCAACUACAGACAUUACGGUCCAUAUAAAUUCUGCAGGUUUGUGUUGAUUGCUAAAUGGAGGACAAUGGAAGGUUAUGCUUAUUUCAAGAAACAAGCCUUGUUUUUAUUAAGGUUGUAGAUGCAAAACAGCAUUGUUGCGUUACCUUUAUUACACUAUAGUUUUCUCUACUAUUCGAACAAGUGUAAUUGUAUUAAUAAAGAGGAGCAAUUUGAUCCGUUUUAAAAUAAACAUUUUAAUCCUAGCAGACGGCCUAUCACCACGGUUCCAACGACACCCCUUCUCUUCUUUACCAUGAACAAGCAGUGUUUCUUUGUUUUGACUUUUGAUUUCCGUUUAAUUCCGUACAGUAUUAAAUAUCCCUUCCAUUGACGAAGCUGAAUCGAAGCGUACCAGCUUUCUGUGUCCACUACAGUAUUAUGUCACAGUCAGUGGUAGGAGUCGAUUCCAUUCAGGCAAUUCAGAACCAGAACCAUCAUUCCAAUUUUAAGAACUGGAACAAACAUCCCCAUUGAAAAUGAAUGGCACUUUUUGAUUCUAGAAUGGAAUUUCUCAAUUCACCUUCUAAAACGAACAGAAUUGGAUUGGAAUUGACCCCAGCCAUGUUGUUAGUGUCCCAGGGGUUGACAGCUACAGCCUGUCUUGUCUGACCUGGUUCCUACACAGUGUUUUCUAUCAGCUGUCUGUGAGUGAGUGUUCAUCCCAACACACAGCUUUGUUUUCAGAAGACUUGUACAUGAUUGUAAUAGAUACCUCAGAUUAAAUGGAUGUUUUGUGCUUA